This is a messenger RNA of Terrapene triunguis (Three-toed box turtle), 2511 nucleotides long. Its product is annotated as alpha-(1,3)-fucosyltransferase 10. The transcript has 5 exons. Gene Ontology annotation, cellular component: Golgi membrane. The record is from RefSeq and is a predicted model, not a curated record. NCBI's taxonomy places the organism in Eukaryota, Metazoa, Chordata, Testudines, Emydidae. The coding region runs from base 332 to 1774 and encodes 480 amino acids. Gene Ontology annotation, molecular function: alpha-(1->3)-fucosyltransferase activity.
GCACAAACUGAAAGUAAAAAGCGCAUAGCAACAAUGGCAUAAGAGCGCAGCAGUUUUCCUGAGCUAGUGCAUCCACCUCCAAGGUAUCUUUGGUUCAAAACGCUGGUCUGAUGUCUACAGAAGAACACAGUCCUGUCUAGACACUGAACCAAACACUGAGCUUGGGAUACAGUCUUUGAUGGAGCCUCCUUCUGAGCAGCUGUGGCCAUUGAGAAAAACAAUGACAGAAUGGGAAGGCACAGCAGGAAUGACUGAAGCUGCAGGAGGAGCUGGUAUCCCUGAUAACAGGCCUUGACCACCACUUGGCACUCUGUGUGCCUGGCAGCGCAGCAUGAUUAGAAUUGGGAGGAAGAGACUUUGGGCAUCUUUCUUCUGCUUUACGGCCUUCUUUUUUCUUCUUGUUACACUCCAGGUGGUUCUUGAACUGGGCAAGUCUGAAAGGAAGAUAAAAGUCUCCAGUUUACAAGAUGGUUCAUUAAAACUGGAGGAGCAGCAGAAACAUGCAUAUCAGUUUUUUAAUAAACAGGAACUCUACAGCAAUACCAGGAGAGUUUUAGAUGCGGACAGAUACCCUAUCCUACUUUGGUGGUCCCCGCUGACUGGUGAGACUGGGAGGUUAGGUCAGUGUGGACAGGAUGUCUGUUUCUUUACUAUCAAGAGGACCUACCAGCAUAAUCACAUGACAAAAGCCUUCCUCUUCUAUGGUACUGACUUUAAUAUAGAUAGCUUACCCCUCCCUCGUAAACGCCAUCACGACUGGGCCCUUUUCCAUGAAGAGUCGCCCAAAAACAACUACAAGCUCUUCCACAAACCUACCAUCACCUUGUUCAACCAUACAGCUACCUUCAGUCGCCACUCCCAUCUGCCGCUGACUACUCAGUAUCUGGAGGGCAUAGAGGUCAUAAAGUCUCUGAGAUACAUGGUUCCGUUGCAAAAGAAGAAUAGCUUGAGAAAAGGACUUGCACCGCUUGUGUACGUGCAGUCCGAUUGCGACCCUCCUUCAGACCGGGACAGCUACGUACGUGAGCUGAUGAGCUACAUCCAGGUGGACGCCUAUGGUGAAUGCUUGCAUAAUAGAGACCUUCCCCAGCACCUCAAAAACCCAGCCGCCAUGGAUGACGGUAACUUCUAUAGAAUACUUGCUCAGUACAAAUUCAUUCUUGCUUUUGAAAACGCAGUUUGCGAGGAUUACAUCACUGAAAAGCUCUGGAGGCCCCUCAAGUUGGGAGUGGUACCAGUGUACUAUGGGUCCCCCAGCAUUACAGACUGGCUUCCUAGCAAUAAGAGUGCAAUCCUUGUAACAAGAUUUUCACAUCCCAGGGAGCUGGCGCACUACAUCAAGGCACUGGAUACAAAUGACAAAGAGUACGAGGCCUACCUAGAAUGGAAAGUGAAAGGGGCCAUCUCCAAUCAACGACUGCUCGCUGCUAUCCAAGAACGCAAAUGGGGAGUCCAGGAUAUCACGCAGGACAAUUAUAUUGAUGUGUUUGAGUGUAUGGUGUGUAAUAGGGUGUGGGAAAACAUCAGAAGGCAGGAAAAGGGAUUGCCACCCAGGAGAUGGAACGCACAGGUUAACCACCUGAGUUGCCCAAAACCUGAGGCUUUCUUGUUCUCCUCUCCAAACAUACGCUGGACAUCUCUGCAAGAGAUGUGGAUACCAAGCUUUGAACAAUCCAAGAAAGAAGCCCAAGCACUGAGACAGCUGGUGGAAAGGAAUAUGAACUUUACAGCUCAGGAAUUUUGGACACUUGUAUUCAAAGAAGAAACACGAUAGGCUAUCACACAGAGUGAGCUCCCCAAAGGAGUCAGAUAUGUAAUAGUCUUUUGCACGAUGCCUUAACAUUUGUAGGUCAGUAAGUACAGGAAGGAGUUACAUUGUCCUGUAAGAUAGAAUGUAAUAGGUACAGUACUCAGUAAGUACUGAUAAACUACAGAAUUACCCUCAGCGGUCUUUUAAAAACUGUAUUUUGAUACUAAUUGUCAUUAGCUUGGACAUUUGAGCAUUAAGACCCCUACUCAGGAAGGUGCUUAAUGCACAUGCCUGAUUUUAAGCAUAUGAGUAGUCCCAGUGAAGCGAAUGGCACCAUAGUCACUUGCUUAGUAUCAGGCCCUUCCUUGCAGGCCUAGCAGAACCAGGCCCUUUGCCUUCUCUGAUCCAAGCUCCCACAUGCUGGGUUGACACUCACAGGCUAUGGAAUAGUUUAUACAAUCACAUAGGUGUGACCUCUGUGGCAGAGUGCCUUUGAGGCAGGUGUAGCGAUCAGGCCUGCUGCUCAGUAUGUCUAUUUAUCAUCAGUCCCCUUGGCAUUCACAGUUUGAGUUCGGACUUGGCAAGCUAAAACGUCCUGAGGCUGAGUAGGAAUGUAAAAUGCAUCAGUAUUUAGCACUGGGAAACUCCAUCUGCUACUGCCCGGGGACAGAAAGAAUGAAAAAUGCUGGGUAAGAUUUAACCACCAUCUCCUGUUUAAAACAUAGAACCGUAUGAAUUUUUGCCCUCCAGGGGGGGUCACU